CACUCAUUCAUUCAACCUAAAGGCAUUUAAGCCUAAGACAACAAGUGGAUCUACGUAGGGCAGUUUGUACGAUGAGCUUGAUUACUUACCAGUAGCCAUCACAAUAAGACUGUAUUAACAGGUAGUCAUGUUGCAGUUUGAUUACAUAUAGAUCCUAUGAAAAUGUACAAUCACAAUAUCGACCAGUCUUGCCUCUAACCCCACCACCAACAUUGUGCACAUCACUAUUCAAACUGACUGCAUAUAUAUAUAUACAAUUAUAUAAUAAGAUCCUUCAUUUGAAAGUGCAAUAUUGACAAGUUAUCUAGUGGACAAAGGUAAUACAUUUAUAUAGAUCACUCGAAAAAGAAAAAAAAGCAAUACGCAACAUAAAAGUAUUUAACAAAUUUAAAUUUAAUCUUGAUAUGUAAUACUGUUUGGUUUAUACUGUCUGUUAGGUUUAUGUACUCUUGUUUGUAUAUUUAUGUUCUUUUGUAUUUGUUGUGUUCAUAAUAAAAAAUACUUUACAGUAGCUCGAGCCAACGUUCAGGAACAAGCAGCCUGUAUGUAUCACGUGAUAUUUUGGCGUCUGGAGCAUGUACCAGUAUUUGCAUGAUACCACCACAUAACAUUGAGCUAGGACUGAUAUGAGACCAAGAAGGUCUCCCAAGCAGUACCGUAAGACACCAAAAUCAACAAGGGAUCAUACCACGCUGUCCUUGUCAAGUACCCUGUUCUGUGACAAUGCUCUGAGUCACCUUCCUGUUGCAACAUGUACAUCACAGACCACAGCCCAACUACUGGGGUGGUGACAAUCGUAGUGAUCCUCAUUGCUGUUGCUGCCCUCGGUGUUCUCAUCUGCGGAUGUUGGUGCUACCUUCUCCUGCAGCGGAUUGGCCAGUCUGAAGAUGAGGAGAGUAUUGUAGGAGAGGGCGAGACCAAGGAGCCCUUCCUGAUGGUACAGUAUUCCACCAGGGGCCCUCACGUCGAGCACAAAACCAAGCUCGCCCACAACGGCACUGAGAAUCACACUUAACUGAGUCAUUAAGAAACCGUGUCAUCACCUGAUAUUAACCAAGAGGAUCACCUCAUUCACAUUUCCUGCUGAUCAUCAUCUUUCAUCAUGCCAUUGAAGGAUGAUAAACGGACUGCAGCUCAAUGUCAAUCAAUGUCUUAUGAGUAAAUUUGAUAUUUUUGUUUCUCAUUCCACUGUGGAUCUCAGUCAGGAUGUGAGGUUGUGAACAGUUCGUUGUUAUGUUUCUUAAGUAUACAUAUUUUGAACACAAAAAUGUACAUCUGAUUGGUGUUGAUAGUUUUUGUUAACUCAGCAAUCCACUACUGAAUUGUGACGGUAGACACUAGACAGCGCUCUGAACAAAUGAGUGGGCAAAACCUGCUUGUUGGAAGAAUGUAUGACAAAUUGAUAACAAAACAAUUUACUUAAUAUCAAGUUGCUCAAAUGAUUUUAAAUUAGCUUAAUUUGUUUGCUUAUUUUGCAUAGUUGAACUUGGUUUUGUUUACCUUCAGUAUUCAAAUGUGAGUUAAUAGCCAUUUUAAUAAUUUGCUAAAUGCCAAAUUUGCCC
This is a messenger RNA of Salvelinus sp. IW2-2015, 1562 nucleotides long. Its product is annotated as stannin-like. The record is from RefSeq and is a predicted model, not a curated record. Lineage: Eukaryota; Metazoa; Chordata; Actinopteri; Salmoniformes; Salmonidae. Gene Ontology annotation, cellular component: mitochondrial outer membrane.